UCAGAAGAAAUUCCAGUUUGACGGGUUGAACAGCAUCGUACUUAUACAAUUGAGAAUUUAUUUUAUUUAUUUAUUUAUUAAGUUGCACCAACAAAGUGAUCAUCAAUACAAAACGUUGAACAAUUGACAAAAGUUCAUGGCAGAUGUCACCUCAAUUAUAGGUGGCAAUCGACAGUGCAUUAACAACAAAAAUAAAAAAAAAUAUAAAACUAAGAUUUGAUUACAUUUGAUUGAUUGCUUAAUAUUAAUUUAUAUUUAAUUGUGAAAUGAUCUGCGACAGAUUUUUCCUGUAAGUUGUGAGACAAUUAGAAAAAACAUCUAUUUCACUUAAAAUUAGUUCAGCGCAAUUGGACAACUCCGAAGUAACAUUGCGGAUAAGAAUAAGAAUUCGACCUCAUAUCUGAAGAUGGAUAAUGACACCCUAAGUUAUGAUGUCAAUGACUUUCGAUAAUAACUUAAAAACCAUAUACAAAAUUUUAUAUCGUCACCCAGAUAAGGUCACAACACACUAUAAGGGUCACUGGUCGGUUACUCGGCUAUGACUACAAAAAUUUGUCAUACGUCGGCUAUACACACACGGUCGGUAACCAGUUUUUCCCCUAGAUGACAGAAUAAGGCAAACAAGUAUUUAAAUUAUCUACGCAAAGGCCAGCUUGUUCAGUGUUACAAUAACCGUCGAACGUGACACAUUACACAUUGUGGUAAACGUUUUAAAAAAAAACAACAACAAAAUGAAGUUCGCUCCCGUUUUGAUUUUCAUAUUUUUAUCUUUAGUCUGUGUUAUACAAUGUAAAGAUCUUAUAGUAGGUACUAGUUUUAAUAAGAGGCUUCUGUGGCAAGAAAAAGCCGAAUAUAACGCCAUCCCACUCAAGAAACGAGUCAAAGAAGUAUUUUUUUCGGAUCCGGGACAACAACUGAUUAUGGGUAUUAUAGCCCGUGACCUAGACCACUCGGAUGCUGAAGCAAGUAUUACUGCAGGAGGCAUCGGUUUUUCUUAUGCCAACAUAAAGUUGAAAAGCCCACGAGGCUCUGGAUUAAACUACCAACUUGAAAUCUACACGUAAAAAAGUUAUACUUUAGACCAUAGUUUUCAAUCAAGAAGUUUUCUAUCAUUUCAUGUUUAAUUUAGACUUUUGUAUUCAAUAUUCAAUGUUAAAUUAAUGUCUGAAUUUCAUUAAAAAAAUUACAAUAUCAA
This is a messenger RNA of Bombyx mori (domestic silkworm), 1195 nucleotides long. RefSeq lists its product as uncharacterized. The record is from RefSeq and is a predicted model, not a curated record. The transcript has 2 exons. Bases 732 to 1064 code for a protein of 110 amino acids. NCBI's taxonomy places the organism in Eukaryota, Metazoa, Arthropoda, Insecta, Lepidoptera, Bombycidae.